Adineta ricciae is the source of this 309-nucleotide messenger RNA. The record is from the annotation of a GenBank genome assembly. NCBI's taxonomy places the organism in Eukaryota, Metazoa, Rotifera, Eurotatoria, Adinetida, Adinetidae.
AUGCAAAUAACCUUGAUUACUGACAAUACUGUUUGUCAACAACAGCGAUUGCCGAUAAAUAGAAAGUGCCACAAUAGCGUUUCUUGUAGGGACCUAUUGAAACUUGCGCCAUAUGAGAGUAAAUCAUGGCCGCAUCUACUUGGUAAACCAAUAGACGAGGCUAUUGAAGAAAUCAAACGUGAAAAUCCAGACUACCAGGUAGAAAAACUGCCACUUCAUUGUCCGAUGAAACUCGAUGUGCGUCCUAAUCGUGUACGCGUAUUCUUUGACGAAGAAGAUAAAGUCGCGCGAGUUCCACAAAAUGGAUAG